Molecule: messenger RNA, 3045 nt
Organism: Boleophthalmus pectinirostris (great blue-spotted mudskipper)
Lineage: Eukaryota; Metazoa; Chordata; Actinopteri; Gobiiformes; Gobiidae
Gene: grid1a
Product: glutamate receptor, ionotropic, delta 1a
Exons: 16
Coding region: 1-3045 (1014 amino acids)
Biological process (GO): monoatomic ion transport; modulation of chemical synaptic transmission; synaptic transmission, glutamatergic
Cellular component (GO): postsynaptic membrane; plasma membrane
Molecular function (GO): transmitter-gated monoatomic ion channel activity involved in regulation of postsynaptic membrane potential; glutamate-gated receptor activity
Source: RefSeq, a predicted model, not a curated record
AUGGAGUUGCUGCUGAUCUGCCUUUCCCUGUGGAUAUUUCAGUGUAAUUCUGCCAGAGCGGACUCCAUCAUACACAUUGGUGCCAUCUUUGAGGAAAACGCCGUGCGAGAUGACGAGAUUUUCCAGCUCGCAAUCUCCGACCUGAGUCUGAACGAUGACAUUCUGCAGAGCGAGAAAAUCACCCACUCUGUGAAACUUAUCGAGCCUAACAACCCGUUCCAGGCGGUCCAGGAAGCUUGCGAGCUGAUGAACCAGGGCAUCCUAGCCCUGGUCACCUCCACCGGAUGUGCGGCUGCUCUGGCUCUGCAGUCGCUAACGGACGCCAUGCACAUCCCGCACCUGUUCAUCCAGAGGAGCAAUGAUGGGUCUCCACGCACCGCCUGCCCCUUCAGCCCCAGCCCGGACGGGGAGAGCUACACCCUGGCAGCGCGUCCACCCGUCCGGAUCAACGAGGUGCUGCUGACGCUGGUGGCCGAGCUCUACUGGCAGAAGUUCAUUAUCUUCUAUGAGAGUGACUACGACAUCCGUGGACUGCAGAACUUCAUGGACUCUGCGUCUCGUCUCGGCCUGGACGUGUCUUUACAGAGGGUGGAUCGAAACGUGAGCCGUGUCUUCAAUGAUCUGUUCAACAUGAUGAGAACUGAGGAGCUGAACCGCUACAGAGACACGCUGAGGAGAGCCGUGCUGCUGAUGAGUCCAAGAGGAGCCCAGGUUUUCAUCCACCAGGCUGUGGAGACCAACCUGGCGUCCAAGGACAGUCACUGGGUGUAUGCCAAUGAGGAGGUGAGCGAUGCUGACAUCAUGGAGCUGGUUCACACCUCUUUGGGCAGGAUGACCAUCAUCCGUCAGAUCUUCCCGCUGUGGAGGGACACCAAUGUGCGCUGUAUGAGGAACAACCACCGCAUCUCCUCUCUGCUCUGCGACCCACAGGAGGGCUAUCUGCAGUCCCUGGAGGUAUCCAACUUGUAUCUAUAUGACAGUGUCCUGAUGCUCGCCAACGCCUUCUAUCGAAAACUUGAGGACCGCAAGUGGCACAGCAUGGCAAGCCUCAACUGUAUGAGAAAAUCCACCAAACCCUGGAACGGAGGAUGGUCCAUGCUCGACACCAUUCAAAAGGGGCGCAUCAGUGGGCUCACCGGGCUCAUGGACUUCCGUGCUGAAGGCUCCAACUCACACGUGCAGUUUGAAAUCCUGGGCACCAGCUACAGUGAGACAUUCGGCAAAGACGUCAAAAGAUUGGCGACGUGGGACUCGACUCGCGGUCUGAACGGAAGCCUGAAGGAGAACCGUAUUGAGAGCGGGAUGCAGGGGGUGACGCUCAAGAUUGUAACGUUACUGGAGGAGCCUUUCGUGAUGGUGGCAGAGAACAUUCUAGGCCAGCCCAAGAGGUACAAGGGCUUCUCCAUUGAUGUUCUGGAUGCUCUGGCCAAGAUCCUGGGAUUUAAGUAUGACAUUUACCAAGUGGCAGACGGAAAGUACGGAACGGCACUGCCAAACGGAUCCUGGAACGGCAUGAUCGGGGAACUUAUUGGCAAGAGGGCUGACCUGGCCUUAUCCGCCAUCACCAUCACCCCAGAGCGUGAGAGCGUGGUGGACUUCAGCAAGCGUUACCUGGACUACUCUGUGGGCAUUCUGAUGCGAAAGUCUGAGGAGAAAAUCAACAUCUUUUCUUUGCUGGCCCCCUUUGACCUGGCCGUGUGGGCGUGCAUCGCGGCUGCUAUCCCCGUGGUGGGCAUCAUGAUCUUCCUACUGCGGAGGAUCCAGGCCGUGCGCUGUCAGAGCAACACUGGAGGCCACCCCGCACCCUCUGUGUCCACGUCUCUGCAGAGCGCCAUCUGGAUCGUCUAUGGAGCCUUCGUACAGCAAGGAAGCGAUGCAAUCCUUGGAUCAGUGGCAUUGCGGAUUGUCAUGGGAAGCUGGUGGCUCUUCACUCUUAUUGUGUGUUCUUCAUACACUGCAAAUCUCGCAGCUUAUCUCACUGUGUCGCGAAUGGAUAACGCAGUCAGGUCCUUCGCUGACCUCUCAAAGCAGUCGGACCUGAUGUACGGGACAGUGAGGGACUCAGCGGUGUAUGAAUAUUUUCGGGCCAAAGGUACAAACCCUCUGGAGCAGGACAACACGUUCGCCGAGCUGUGGAAGAUCAUCAACAAGAACAACGGUCAUGACAACUCUGUCAGCAGCCCCAUGGAGGGCAUCAAGAAGGUGAAGAGAGAGUCCUAUGCGUUUCUGUGGGACAUGGCGGUGGUGGAGUAUGCAGCGCUGACAGACGAUGACUGCACCUUAACCAUAGCAGGGAACAGCAUGAGCACCAGAGGCUAUGGCAUGGCCCUUCAGCACGGCAGCCCCUAUCGAGACCUCUUCUCUCAAAAGAUCCUGGAGCUCCAGGAGAAGGGAGACUUGGACAUCCUGAAGCAGAAGUGGUGGCCUAAGAAGGGCCGCUGUGACCUGCAGAGCCACGCGGACGCCCAGCCGGAGGGGCGGGCCUUACGCCUGCACAGCUUCGCGGGGGUCUUCUGCAUCCUGGCGGCGGGCCUGCUCCUAGCGCUGCUUGUAGCUGCUCUGGAGACAUGGUGGAACAGUAACCAGUGCAGGAGAGAGCAGCCCAAAGAGGACAAAGAGGUGAACCUGGAGCAGGUGCACCAGCGCCUCAACAGCCUGCUGGAUGAUGACCUGGCCCAUAAGCAGCUCCCGGGACAGUCGAUUGAGAUCUCUGCUCUGGACAUUGGCAGCAUGCAGCCCAGUCAGUCUCUGGAGGCCCUGUCAGCGCGGGACUACCCGCCCCACCGCGGGGGGCCCCUGUCGGUCACCUCCUUCCUGCAGGAGAGCCACGGGCCAGGCCGGACACUGGGCGCGGUAGGGGGCAGGACCCUACCACUGCCCCUCAGCAGCGCCACCAUGCCCUCCAUCCGCUGCAAACACAGGGCCCCCAACGGGGGGCUCUUCAGGCAGAGUCCCCUCAAGACACCCAUGCCAAUGUCAUACCAGCCAGUGCCAGGGGGCGCCAUCCCCGAGGCCAGCGAGCCCAGCCACGGCACGUCCAUCUGA